CUGAUUACACUUCUGUUCCUUGUUAUAUCUGUGCAGUGGUUUUCCCAGACCUAGACGUCCUUGCAUUCACAAAAGUACAGUUGCGCGCGCGCUCAGUGCAAACCCGAAAAAAGUCCCAGCACAACAGAACAUUUACAUCUGGUGCAGAGAUCACCAUAUUUUAGCACGGGGGAAAGUAACAUAAUUGGCUUAUCGAUAGGCUUGAUGCAUUUAUUUUGUUAUGCCUUUGACCUACUGCUACAUUAGAAAAUGGCGGAGUCGGAUGGUGGGGAUUUCGCCUCGAAUCGUCCGCAGAACAGUAUGGCUAACCAGAAUAGCACCCUGCGUUGCACGUUCUCAGCCCCAAGCCAUAGCGCCACUCUCCUGCAGGGCUUGUCGGUCCUGCGAGCCCAGGGGCAGCUCCUGGAUGUGGUGCUGGCCAUCAAUGAGGAGCGCUUCCAGGUUCACAAGGCAGUGCUGGCCUCCUGCAGUGACUACUUCAGAGCCAUGUUCACCGGAGGCAUGAGGGAGUCAAACAAGGAUACCAUUGAGCUGAAAGGCUUGUCCGCCCGCGGCCUGAAACAUAUAAUUGACUUUGCUUACAGCGCAGACGUCACACUUGACCUGGACUGCAUUCAGGAUGUACUGGGAGCAGCUGUCUUUCUCCAGAUGGUCCCAGUCGUGGAGCUCUGCGAGGAGUUCCUCAAGUCAGCCAUGAGCGUAGAGACCUGCCUGAACAUUGGCCAGAUGGCCACCACCUUCAACCUGUCCUCCCUCAAGGAGUCUGUGGACACCUUUACCUUCCGCCACUUCCUGCAGAUCGCUGAGGAGGAGGACUUCCUGCACAUUCCCAUGGAGCGCCUGGUCUUCUUCCUGCAGAGCAACAAGCUGAAGAACUGCAGCGAGAUCGACCUGUUCCACGCUGCCAUCCGCUGGCUGCAGCACGACGAGGCCCGCCGGGCCGGAGCCGACAAAGUGCUCUGCCACGUACGAUUCCCCCUCAUGCGCUCCUCGGAGCUGGUGGACAGCGUGCAGACGGUGGACAUCAUGGUAGAGGACGUGCUGUGCAGGCAGUACCUCCUGGAGGCCUUCAACUUCCAGAUCCUCCCCUUUCGUCAGCACGAGAUGCAGUCCCCUCGGACUGUGAUCCGCUCCGAAGUAGUUUCGCUCAUUACCUUUGGUGGGACACCCUACACUGACAAUGAUCGCACUGUGAGCAGUAAGGUGUUCUAUCUUCCAGACAUUGCCGCGCGUCAGUUCAAGGAACUAACGGAGGCGGAGACAGGUUCCAGCCACGCCUGUGUAUCGGUGCUGGACAACUUUGUUUACGUAGUAGGCGGGCAGCACCUGCAGUACCGCAGCGGCGAAGGGGCGGUAAACGUCUGCUUCCGUUAUGACCCGCACCUGAGCCAAUGGCUGCGCAUCCAGCCGAUGCAGGAGGUGCGCAUUCAGUUCCAGCUCAACGUUCUUCAAGGACAACUCUAUGCCACUGGGGGGCGCAACCGAUCUGGAAGUCUGUCGUCCGUAGAGUGCUACUGUCCCAGGAAAAAUGAGUGGACCUACGUGGAACCACUGAAACGCAGAAUCUGGGGCCAUGCAGGAACUCCCUGUGGUGACAAGCUCUACAUCUCAGGGGGUUACGGUGUCUCGGUGGACGAUAAGAAAGCCCUGCACUGUUAUGAUCCCACAUCUGACCAAUGGGACUUCAAAUCGCCCAUGAACGAGCCCAGAGUGCUUCAUGCUAUGAUCAGCGCCAAAGACCGUGUUUACUGCCUGGGCGGUCGCAUGGACCACGUGGACCGCUGCUUUGACGUCCUGGUGGUUGAGUAUUAUAUUCCAGAGAAUGACCAGUGGACCACUGUUAGCCCCAUGCGGGCAGGGCAAUCUGAGGCAGGCUGCUGCUUGUUGGACAAAAAGAUCUAUAUCGUUGGAGGGUACAAUUGGCAUCUAAACAAUGUCACAAGCAUCGUGCAAGUGUACAACACAGAGGCUGAUGAGUGGGAGAGGGACUUGCACUUUCCUGAGUCUUUUGCAGGAAUUGCGUGUACGCCGAUCAUACUUCCACAAACCACCACGCAACGGUAAUCCCUCCGCCCAAAGUGACUGUGACAAUUUGAUUCCAUGGGCGAUUCCUCACAAAACUGAAAACAAAAAAAAUACCAUGAUUUGGGGGAUUUUCAGUCAAUUUAAUCCACAGAAGGGUCCUUUGGAAGAAGGAUGGAUGACACAUACAGUGCCUUCAGAAAGUAUUCACACCCCUUGACUUUUUCCACAACUUGUUGUGUUACAGCCUGAAUUUAAAAUUGAUUAAAUUUGGAUUUUGUGUCACUGGCCUACACACAAUACCCUAUAAUGUUAAAGUGGAAUUAUGUUGUUUUUUUUUCAUUUUUACAAAUGAACAAAAACCUGAAAUGUCUUGAGUCAAUAAGUAUUCAACCCCUUUGCUAUGACAAGCCUAAAUAAUUUCAGUAGUAAAUUUGCUUAACAAGUCACAUAAUAAGUUGCAUGUACUUAUGUGUGCGAUAACAGUGUUUAUCAUGAUUUUCGAAUGACUACUUCAUCUCUGUACCCCACACAUACAAUUAUCCAUAAGGUUCUUCAGUCGAGCAGUGAAUUUCAAACAAGAGAUUCAACCACAAAUACCAGGGAGGUUUUCCAAUGCCUUGCAAAGAAGGGCACCUAUUGGUAGAUGGAUUUUAAAAAAUGCAGACAUUGAAUAUCCCUUUGAGCAUGGUCAAGUUAUUAAUUCAAUUUUGGAUGGUGUAUUAAUACACCCAGUCACUACAAAGAUACAGGGGUCCUUCGUAACUCAGUUGCUGGAGAGGAAGGGGUUUCACCAUGAGGCCAAUGGUGACUUUAAAACAGUUACAGAGUUUAAUGGAGAAAACUGAGGAUGGAUCAACAACAUUGUAGUUACUCCAUAAUACUAACCUAAAUGACAGAGUGAGAAGAAGGAAGUCUGCACAGACUAAAAAUAUUUCAAAACAUAGAUCCUGUUUGCAAUAAGGCACUAAAGUAAAACUGCCCUAAACAAUUGGCAAAUAAAUUAACUUUAUGUCUUGAAUACAAGACAAUAUUGAAUGUUCCUGAGUGGCCUAGUUACAGUUUUGACUUAAAUUGACUUGAAAAUAUAUGGCAAGAGUUGAAAAUAGCUGUCUAACAAUGGUCAACAACCAACUUGACAGCUAGAAGAAGAAAAAUAAUCAUGUUCAAAUGUUUUACAAUCCAGGUGUGCAAAGCUCUUAGAGACUUACCCAGAAAGACUCACAGCUGUAAUCAAGGUGAUUCUAACAUGUAUUGACUCAGGGGUGUGAAUACUUAAGUAUAUUUGAUAUUUCAUUUUCAAUAAAUGUGAAAAAAAA
Oncorhynchus kisutch (coho salmon) is the source of this 3341-nucleotide messenger RNA. Its product is annotated as kelch-like protein 26. NCBI's taxonomy places the organism in Eukaryota, Metazoa, Chordata, Actinopteri, Salmoniformes, Salmonidae. The transcript has 3 exons. Gene Ontology annotation, molecular function: protein binding. The record is from RefSeq and is a predicted model, not a curated record. The coding region runs from base 250 to 2064 and encodes 604 amino acids.